UCUCAGAUGAAGGCUGUGUUGCUCUGACUUCAGCUCUGAGAUCAAACCCCUCACACCUGAGAGACCUGGAUCUGUCCUAUAAUGAUGUAGGAGACUCAGGAGUGAAGUGUCUCUCUGAUCUACUGGAGAAUCCUCUCUGUAAACUGGAGAUAAUAAAAAUCAGUUGUGGUUCAGUUGGAGUGAACGGUGUGUCAGCUCUGGUGUCACUGUUCAGCUCAGAAUCCUCAGGACUGAGAGAAGUGCAUCUGACCCUGGAAACACUCGAUCUGUCCUGGAAUAAAGUGGAAGACUCAGUAGUGAAGGAUCUCUCUGUUGUACUGGCAAAUCCUCACUUUAAAGUGGAGAAUUUGAGGUUGCAGGAUUGUGGUGUCUCAGAUGAAGGCUGUGCUGCUCUGAUUUCAUCUCUGAGAUCAAACCCCUCACACCUGAGAGACCUGGAUCUGUCGAAGAAUAAUGUAGGAGACUCAGGAAUGAAGUCUCUUUCCACUGUCCUGGAGAAUCCUCUCUUUAAACCGGAGAUACUGUGGAUGAUUGAUUGUGGUGUCUCAGGUGAAGGCUGUGCUGCUCUGACUUCAGCUCUGAGAUCAAACCCCUCACACCUGAGAAAGCUGAAUCUGUCCUAUAAUCAUGUUGGAGACUCAGGAGUGAAGUGUCUCUCUGCUGUACUGGAGAAUCCUCUCUGUAAACUGGAGAUACUGAGGUUAGAUUCGUGUGAUGUCUCAGAUGAAGGCUGUGCUGCUCUGACUUCAGCUCUGAGAUCACACCCCUCACACCUGAGAGACCUGGAUCUGUCCCAUAAUCAUGUAGGAGACUCAGGAGUGAAGUGUCUCUGUGCUGUACUGGAGAAUCCUCUCUGUAAACUGGAGACACUGAGGUUGUGGUGGUGUGGUGUCUCAGAUGAAGGCUGUGCUGCUCUGACUUUAGCUCUGAGAUCAAACCCCUCACACCUGAGAGACCUGGAUCUGUCCUGUAAUGAUGUAGGAGACUCAGGAGUGAAGUGUCUCUCUGCUCUACUGCAGAAUCCUCUCUGUAAACUGGAGACACUGAGGUUGCAGUGGUGUGGUGUCUCAGAUGAAGGCUGUGCUGCUCUGACUUCAGCUCUGAGAUCAAACCCCUCACACCUGAGAGAACUGGAUCUGUCCUGUAAUAAUGUAGGAGACUCAGGAGUGAAGUGUCUCUCUGCUCUUAAGGAUGAUGAACAUUACAAACUACAGACACUGACGUUGGAACAUUGUGGUGUCUCAGGUGAAGGCUGUGUUGCUCUGAAUUCAGCUCUGAGAUCAAACCCCUCACACCUGAGAGACCUGGAUCUGUCAGGGAAUAAACUAGGAGACUCAGAAGUGAAGUGUCUCUCUGUUCUACUGGAGAAUCCUCACUGUAAACUGGAGAGACUGUGGUUGUAUGAUUGUGGUGUCUCAGAUGAAGGCUGUGCUGCUCUGACUUCAGCUCUGAGAUCAAACCCCUCACACCUGAGAGACCUGGAUCUGUCCUGGAAUGAUGUAGGAGACUCAGGAGUGAAGUGUCUCUCUGCUCUACUGGAGAAUCCUCUCUGUAAACUGGAGAGACUGAAGUUGUAUAAUUGUGAUGUCUCAGAUGAAGUCUGUGCUGCUCUGACUUCAGCUCUGAGAUCAAACCCCUCACACCUGAGAGACCUGGAUCUGUCCUGUAAUAAUGUAGGAGACUCAGGAGUGAAGUGUCUCUCUGAUCUACUGGAGAAUCCUCUCUGUAAACUGGAGACACUGAAUUUGUAUGAGUGUGGUGUCUCAGAUGAAGGCUGUGUUGCUCUGACUUCAGCUCUGGGAUCAAACCCCUCACACCUGAGAGACCUAAAUCUGUCCUGUAAUGAUGUAGGAGACUCAGGAGUGAAGUGUCUCUCUGCUCUACUGGAGAAUCCUCUCUGUAAACUGGAGAGACUGAAGUUGGAGUCGUGUGAUGUCUCAGAUGAAGGCUGUGCUGCUCUGACUUCAGCUCUGAGAUCAAACCCCUCACACCUGAGAGAACUGGAUCUGUCCUAUAAUAAUGUAGGAGACUCAGGAGUGAAGCGUCUCUCUGCUCUUAAGGAUGAUGAACAUUACAAACUACAGACACUGACUUUCCAUCGAUGAUAAACAUCUGUGUCAGUGUGAUGAAGACUCUGGUGUUCCUGUAUUUCCAUGUUGAAGAACAUUUAGGAGAUAUAACACAUUAAACAGACUCCAGAAACAUGAGGAGUGUAUAAGUGUAUAAUGGUCUCUGAUCCCUGGAUUAGAUUCCCAGACCUCAAUCCCAUAAAACACCUGGAAGAUUAUCUGGAACAGCAUGUCAAAAACCACAUUAUCUUCAACUGGACUGAAUAUGAACGUGUAUGGUUGUUCUCACAAGGAUUUCUUCCCAAAUAACUCACAGCUGGAUGGAGCAUUGUGUGUUCAUGAGGUAACAUGGAGCGACUCUCAGCCUGCAGUAAAUGUAGGAAUAUGUUGAGGAUGAACUGUUACUGGCAUCACAAUUUUAUGUAACGAACACAAACAAGUGGAGUUACAGACACGUGUACCUGUGCUUUUACUCUACAUCUUUAGGACUAUUCUUUAAAAAAUAAAUAAAAUAAAAUAAAAUAAAACAAUUAACCUGUUCUAACUGUUAGAACUGUUAGUUCUUAACUGUUCUAACAUUACUGAUUUCCCUGUUUGAGAUUAAUAUUUAAGUGUCAGAUGUUAAAAUCUAUUUACACAUGUACAAUAUAGCUCUUUUGCUUAAUUUUCAUAAAUAAAAUUUUAUUGUACUUAGAUACUUACACGCUUUGUGCAAUUGUAUCAAAAAAUACAUUUUGAAGAAAUAAAAUUACAUACUAUCCAAUGUUAUCCAUUUAGUCUAACGUAAGUAUGUAACAUGAGUUUUAUUGCCAAAUUAUUUUGGCAACAGUUCCAUAAGCAUAUAUUCCUUUAAAGUGCCUUUUUUUUUUUUUUUUACUUUUGUGAUGUUUUCAGAAAAGAAAUUUUUGUUGUAAUUUUUAUGUUGCAAAUUACGGUCAGAAAUGUUUCCAUAAGUUACUCAGUGUUCAUUGUAAUAUAAUCAUAUUUUAUAUUCUGGAACUUUUGACAAAUUAUGGAUGUCACAGUUACAUCUGAUGCAAUAAAAUAUUAUUUCUUUGUGCUUUAAAAAA
Molecule: messenger RNA, 3139 nt
Organism: Clarias gariepinus (North African catfish)
Lineage: Eukaryota; Metazoa; Chordata; Actinopteri; Siluriformes; Clariidae
Product: ribonuclease inhibitor-like
Exons: 13
Coding region: 471-2105 (544 amino acids)
Molecular function (GO): protein binding
Source: RefSeq, a predicted model, not a curated record